ACAGCGGUGGAUUCGGUCAUUGCUUUAGGGUUGCAUGCAAACGGAGCUGGAGGAAAUGCGAGAGGGGACCAAUUAAUUCGAUUUACAAUUCAUCGGUCUGUUUUCCUGCACUGGAUGGGAGUGAUCCUCCCACCUAGUGCCACCACCUGCAUUCUGUCCCUCUCUCUCCUGAUUCCCUAGUAGAUACAUUGUCACAGCCUGGCUGCUCACCUACAUGUAUAUCAAUGAAGACCCCAUUUGGAAAGAUGCCAGGCCAGCGCCCCAGAGCUGAUGGGGGGAAUACUGGGGUAUCUGCAAAUCUGAUCAAGAAGAAAAAUUCCCACAAGAAGCAGAAGAAUAUCGGUCCAAGCAAGCCUAUUGCCCAACCCACACGAAACAUAGUGGGUUGCAGGAUAACGCACCAGUGGAAGGAAGAUACCAAGGUUUCCCAGUGGAAAGGAACAGUUCUCGAUCAAGUCCCUGUCAACCCAUCUCUCUACCUGAUCAAGUAUGAUGGAUUUGACUGCAUCUAUGGACUUGAGCUUCACAAAGAUGAGAGGGUGCAAGGCCUGGAGGUUUUACCAGACCGAGUUGCUCCAGCUCGCGUCAGUGAUGCACAGCUAGCAGAAACCAUGAUAGGCAAAGCAGUGGAGCACAUGUUUGAGCAAGAUGAAGGACCAAAGGAGGAGUGGAGGGGCAUGGUGCUAGCACGGGCUCCCAUUAUGAACACAUGGUUCUACAUUACUUACGAAAAGGACCCUGUUUUGUACAUGUACCAACUCUUGGAUGACUACAAAGAGGGGGAUCUCCGUAUAAUGCCUGAUUCAAAUGACUCGACCCCAACCGAGAGAGAACCUGGAGAAGUGGUGGAUAGCCUUGUUGGCAAACAAGUGGAAUAUGCCAAAGAGGAUGGCGGCAAAAGGACAGGCAUGGUUAUCCAUCAGGUUGAUGCCAAACCCUCUGUGUAUUUCAUCAAGUUUGAUGACGACUUUCACAUCUAUGUCUAUGAUUUAGUAAAAACGUCUUAGGGCAUUGAGAAAAUCAUUGAUUCACAGACCGUGGCAAAUGUUUCCAGGAUUUCUUUGAGACAACAUCAAUUUCACAGGCUACGAAUGUGAAACUUGUCAUUUCCUGUGUCACUGCUUCCAAUGCGAAAGCUUUUAGUGUACUUUGUCUGAAGUCCACUUUUGUUUGGAAAGAGACCUCUGCAGAAUUCACCGUGUCUGAACAUUUACUCUGUUCAAUUGGGCCAGACACCAGGAGCCUAAUCAAAGUUCUUAACGUGAAAGAAAAGUGAGAUUUUUUUAUUUAUUUUUCUUGUCUAUGAUGCUUUAAAUUAAUUCUUGUGAGGUUCUCGUAACAUGUUUCCACCACUUUUGUUAACUUAUGGGUUUAACAUCCUCAGAAUUUAGCAUGCAUCAGUCCAACAGCUGUGGUCCUUUGUAGCUCAGUUGGUAGAGCAUGGCGCCUGUAACGCCAGGGUAGUGGAUUCGAUUCCCCCAUCCAUAUGUGACUGUAAGUCGCUUUGGAGAAAAGCGUCUGCUAAAUGGCAUAUUACUGUAUCAGUCAAACACCCUAGUAAUCAGUUUAAAAGAAGGGUAUUACAUGAAAUUCUGUGAUUUUAUUCCUUACUUCUGUACUUGUAUGAACUGCCACUGUGAAAUUGUCCUUCACAUAAGGCUAGUUUCUGAGACCAAGGAAAUCCAAGCGCUUCUUCCUUUUAGUUUUUAAUCAGUGUUAUUUUACAUCGGCCACACUUGCAUUCUCCCGAAAUGGGUGUCUAGACCUCUACUACUCUGUCAAAUCGAAAUUGUAUUAGAGUCAUUUCCCUUAGCAAUUUGACUGAUUGGUUGUUCUAAGUUCAUCAAUUAUAAUAUUUUUGGUUUACUGUGGCUUUAAACUUAAUUUUAAUUUCCUUCAACCUGAAAUGAUUAGUUUUGUUAUGUAAUACUCUGUAUCAUCCAAAUCUGAUUUAAAAUUUGUAUUAACACAUUUCACUCUUACUCCUUUGCUAGAGCUACUGUAUUGCAACUUUGUUGUCAAAAACACUAAAAGGAUAAUGAUUGAUACACAUAACUAACUAUACACUGAGUGUACAAAACAUUAAGAACCCCUUCCUAAUAUUGAGUUCCACCUACUACCAUACCCUGCCCUGGCACCUACUACCCCCGUCCAAAGGCACUUAUAUAGGCACUUGCCUAUUCACCCUUUGAAUGGCACGCAUACACAAGCCAUGUCUCAAGGCUUAAUCAUUUUUUUAACAUGUCUUCUCCUCUUCAUCUAAACUUGUUGUGUAUUUAACAUGUGACAUCAAUAAGGGGAUCAUAGCUUUCACCUGAUCAGUUUGUCAUGAGAAGAGCAGGUGUUCUCAAUCUUUUGUACACUCAAUGUAUAUGAAAGACGAUUAUUAAUGUGGCUUACAAGAAAUAUAGUGUAUCAAUUAUCUUCUUGUUAGCAUUGUGAUACAUUUUGGAAGUAUUUUUAUGACUUACCUUCAAUUCUACAUGCCUGUUUCAUGUCUAUGUGCCAAAUGUUUCUAUCAAAGAAUUUGUUGUCUAAA
Molecule: messenger RNA, 2539 nt
Organism: Salmo salar (Atlantic salmon)
Lineage: Eukaryota; Metazoa; Chordata; Actinopteri; Salmoniformes; Salmonidae
Product: spindlin-Z
Biological process (GO): gamete generation
Source: RefSeq, a predicted model, not a curated record